AUGGCUCCACCAAAGAAAACAGUUAAGAAGAUGGACCUUACGUCAUUCUUAAAUGAUGACACUUUUGGUUCAUCUUGGGCUGAAGAAGAUGUUGAUUUGAAUAAGAUCACAAUUCCUAUUGAAACUGCUAACGCAAAUACCAUCCCAUUGUCCGAAUUAGCGCACGCUAAAAACAACAGCAACAACAUGCGUUCAGGCGGCCUUGGUGGCAGUUUUGGCGGUAGAUCUAGAUUAGACCCUGCUUUGGGGGGUGCUUCCUCCGAUAGAAGAGAGGAAUACCCUGUUCCGGAUGCUCCACCAUACAGAGCUGUCAUAAACAACAUUCCAUGGGAUAUUACCCCAGAGGGUGUUCAAGCUUGGGUUGAAGAUGGUUUAGUUAAGCCUGAAGCCGUUGAAGAAGUUGUUUUACCAAAGAACCUAAGAGAUCCAACAAGAUUAAAGGGUAAUGCUUUUGUCACUUUGAAAGAAAAAGCAGAUUUGGUUGCAGUUUUAAAGUUCAAUGGUACUAAAUUGAAUGAAAGAACUGUUUACGUUUCUGUUGCUGCUCCAAGAAGAAUGGGUGGUGCAGAUGUUGAUUGGAGUAGUGCUAGAGGCUCCAAUUUCCAGGGCGAUGGGAGAGAAGAUGCACCUGAUCUAGAUUGGGGUGCCGCUAGAGGUUCCAACUUUAAAGGUCCAAGAAGAGAAAGAGAAGAAGUUGAUAUUGAUUGGACUGCCGCAAGAGGCUCCAAUUUCCAAAACUCCUCGAGACCACCAAGAAGAGAAAGAGAAGAGCCAGACAUCGAUUGGACUGCCGCUAGAGGCUCUAACUUCCAAAACUCCUCGAGACCACCAAGAAGAGAAAGAGAAGAACCAGACAUCGAUUGGAGUGCCGCUAGAGGCUCUAACUUCCAAAACUCCUCGAGACCACCAAGAAGAGAAAGAGAAGAACCAGACAUCGAUUGGAGUGCCGCUAGAGGCUCUAACUUCCAAAACUCUUCAAGACCACCAAGAAGAGAAAGAGAAAAGGAAGAACCAGCUUUGGACUGGGGUGCUGCUAGAGGUGCUCAAUUUGGUAAGCCUCAGCAGGUCAAGAACUCUCAUAAGGACAGGUCUUUGUCUAACAAGAAGACUACUGAAGAGCAACCAAAGAUUCAGAAGUCUGUUUAUGAUGUUUUACGUACUGAAGAUGAUGAUGAAGAUGAAGAGGCUGAAAAACAAAAUGGAGAUGCAAAAGAAAACAAAGCCGACGCAGCAGUCGGAAAGCUACAGGAAAAAACUGCUCAAUUGACUGUUGAAGAUGGCGAUGAUUGGGAAACUGUUGGUAAGAAAUAG
Messenger RNA from Saccharomyces paradoxus, 1311 nucleotides. RefSeq names its product Tif3p (gene TIF3). Lineage: Eukaryota; Fungi; Ascomycota; Saccharomycetes; Saccharomycetales; Saccharomycetaceae. The record is from RefSeq and is a predicted model, not a curated record. The transcript has a single exon. Gene Ontology annotation, molecular function: RNA binding. The coding region runs from base 1 to 1311 and encodes 436 amino acids.